This is a messenger RNA of Capsicum annuum, 681 nucleotides long. RefSeq lists its product as uncharacterized. NCBI's taxonomy places the organism in Eukaryota, Viridiplantae, Streptophyta, Magnoliopsida, Solanales, Solanaceae. The transcript has a single exon. The coding region runs from base 1 to 681 and encodes 226 amino acids. The record is from RefSeq and is a predicted model, not a curated record.
AUGGACCUCGAGGCUGUUCUUACACUCUUUGAUUCUUGUUGGUUCAAUAUCGAAAUCUUCAAUAAACAUUCAAAUCCAACCCCUUUAUCAAAUUACCAGAAAACCCCAGAUGACAAAAUUCAAGAAAAUUCGCCAAAAAGUACUGUAUAUAAUUCACCAAAACUAAACAUUCAAAUAGAGUCACAGAGUGAUGAUUUGAGCUACAAUUCAGAUUGUUUGUCACCAGAUUCAGUUCUCCCAGUAACCCAUUUUCACCCCUUCAGUAAAAAACCGGAAUCAAAGAAAGUAAAGAAUAGAAGAACUAAAAAGGGUCAAAGCAAGAGCUUAUCUGAGCUAGAAUAUGAGGAGCUAAAAGGGUUUAUGGAUCUUGGAUUUGAAUUCUCACAAGAAGAUGUGAAUUCAAGUUUGGUUGAGAUUAUUCCAGGUUUACAGAAAUUGCGCAAAAACAUGGACAGUGAUGAUGAUGAUGAUGAUCAACAAAGUCAAAAAGUGAAUAUUUUUGAGAAAUCUGGUAAGUCAAGAGCCAGGCCUUAUCUUUCUGAAGCAUGGGAAGUUCUUGAAAAGAAGAAGAAAAUGAAUCCAUUGAUGAAUUGGAAAGUACCAGAAACAAGCAAUGAAAUUGAUGUCAAACAUAGUCUUAAAUGGUGGGCUCAUACUGUUGCUUCUACAGUAAAAGCCUAA